Rhagoletis pomonella (apple maggot) is the source of this 1749-nucleotide messenger RNA. RefSeq lists its product as uncharacterized. The transcript has a single exon. Bases 1 to 1749 code for a protein of 582 amino acids. The record is from RefSeq and is a predicted model, not a curated record. NCBI's taxonomy places the organism in Eukaryota, Metazoa, Arthropoda, Insecta, Diptera, Tephritidae.
AUGAGCCGACUAGGCGACUCUAAUAGCUUUGCAUCGGACAGCUACUAUUUUUCACCGCACCACUACGUAAUAAAAGCCGAAAGCUCUUCCACAAAAUUGCGCGUCGUUUUUGACGCCUCAGCAAAAACCACUUCUAACGUGUCACUCAAUGACGUGCUAAUGACCGGACCCACUGUCCAAGCUGAUCUGUUCUCUGUAAUUACGCGUUUUCGAACAUAUCGCUAUGUCUUUACAUCAGAUAUUAGUAAAAUGUAUAGACAAAUACUACUGGACCCUACCGACUGUCAGUACCAACUAAUCCUCUGGAGGGAAAAUUCUCUAGAUCAGCUUGAAAUUUAUCAGUUAAAAACUGUUACGUAUGGCACAUCUGCUGCGCCGUAUUUGGCCACGCGUUGCUUAACGAAACUAGCUGAAGAUAGUUGUCGGAAAUAUCCGUCAGCGUCCACAGCGUUAUUAUUAGAAACUUACGUCGACGAUAUAAUGACAGGCGCUAAUACUUUAGAGCAAGCCGCAACUCUUUUGGCAGAUCUUCAACGGCUGCUUAGCACAGCACAAUUUGAAUUACGUAAAUACUGCUCUAACAAUCCUGAGCUGUUACAAUUAAUCCCAGAACAGCACAAAGAACCAUUCUUAAGAAUUGGAGAUAAUGAUGUGGUGAAAAUGUUAGGUUUGAUUUGGCAUCCCACUGCCGGCACAUUCGCCUAUCAUUUUGACUUUAAACGAACGAACAUAACUACCAAGAGAACAGUGCUUUCGGAUCUUGGAAAAAUAUUUGAUCCCCUCGGCUUAAUUGGACCUGUCGUAGUUCUAGGAAAAAUUUUUAUGCAGCAGUUGUGGAAGCUUAAUAUUUCCUGGGAUCAACCGCUACCCGAAGACUACGAAAAACGAUGGAAAAAUUAUGUCCAGCAACUGGAAAACCUAAACUCGUUACAACAUCCCAGACAUUUAUUGUCAUCAGCGGUAAGCAAAUCGGUACAGCUCCAUUCCUUUUCUGAUAGAAGCGAAGCUGCCUAUGGCGCUUGCUGUUACUUGCGGAGCAUCGAUAUAAACAACAAGGUCACGGUGCAGCUAAUAUGCUCCAAAUCGCGAGUAGCGCCUUCCAAGUCAACAUCAAUUGCCAAAUUAGAGCUUCAAGCAGCUUUACUUAUGACGGAACUGGUUGAACGUCUGCAAGACAUUAUUCCCAUGCCUAUAGAAGAUACAAUUUUCUACACCGACUCUAAAAUCGUGUUGGCUUGGAUAGCAAAGCCUUCAUACACAUGGACGACAUUCGUCGCAAACAGAGUGGCGAAAAUUCAAGAACUUACGCGCAAGGAAGAAUGGAGCUACGUCAGCAGCAAGCAAAAUCCUGCAGACAUCAUCUCACGCGGCGCUCUAUCAGAAGAAUUCAUUAACUCAUCGCUGUUGACUAGCGGUCCAGAAUUUCUACACUCAGCAGCACUGAUUCGGCCCAGGCAACCACAAUCAGAUCAGUUAGACGAGGUUCCUGAACGUCGACCAAAUAAGCUUGCGCUUUUUUCGGCGAACCCAGCACACAGUGACUUGACAACCAAUAUAAGUCAUCGUGAAUCGCUGCAUCGGCUAGAACGCAUUGUCGCUUAUGGCCUACGGUUUGUGAAUAACGCGAAGGCCUCCACACAAACGGAUUGGAGGGCCGCUAACCAUGCUCGAGCUCGAAGCAGCACUUACAGCCAUAAUUCGAAAUACUCAGCGCAGUUAUCUUGCAGCAGAGCACAGUUCAUUAUCUAA